Anguilla rostrata (American eel) is the source of this 2127-nucleotide messenger RNA. It is a transcript of the gene ppp1r3db, whose product is annotated as protein phosphatase 1, regulatory subunit 3Db. NCBI's taxonomy places the organism in Eukaryota, Metazoa, Chordata, Actinopteri, Anguilliformes, Anguillidae. Gene Ontology annotation, molecular function: glycogen binding; protein phosphatase 1 binding. The coding region runs from base 271 to 1188 and encodes 305 amino acids. Gene Ontology annotation, biological process: regulation of glycogen biosynthetic process. The record is from RefSeq and is a predicted model, not a curated record. The transcript is spliced from 2 exons. Gene Ontology annotation, cellular component: protein phosphatase type 1 complex.
AGCUAGUUACGUCAGUUGUGUAACAUCCACUUUAUGAAGCGAAAGCGUGUAGACGAAUGGGGUGACUUCCUCAGUUAAUUUUUUGGGUAAAUUUAGUCAGCGAUCUGAGAAGAGUUUGAUUUUUAGCUCCAACAUGGGUUAUUUGUGAUCCUGAUAAUUUGCCACGCGUUGACUGGUUUGCAUUGUUCCUCUCCGUUGUAGACAGAACAAAGAUAGUGCUAGAUAGCUAUAAAAUUCAGGUGGCUCAGAGCACUUUUGUGUGGGUUAAGUAUGGCGAAGGGUGGUGGAUGGUGGCAAGAGAAGUCCCUCCCUGGCAAGAGUGGGAUUGAACUGGCUAACACCAGUGGUUUGAGUACUGUGUCCAGGCCACCUGUCACUAUUCGACUGGGGGAAAUUUUGAAGCCAGAGGCAGAGAGAAAACCUGUCAAGAUCCGACCACCCAGCCCAAGGACACCCCCACCCAGGGAGGCUGUUUUUGGGCGGAGUCUUUCCGUUGAGCCCACACCCAAACCCAUCAUACGGAGACGUGCACAGUCCCUGCCCUCUACCAGGGAGCAAAGGAGAAGAUCCACCAGAAUGCAGGUGCGUUUUGUGGACUCUCUGGGCUUGGAUCUGGAGGAUGUUAAGGUAUUCAAAGCUGGCGAAGACCCCUUAGUGCCUCAGCAUGUCAUCUCCAGGCUUCUAAUGAACUCCGAGCUGGCUUCUGGCAAGCACUUGGAAAUUUCUUUGCCCUAUUUUAAGCCCGCAUUCCCUGAGAAUCUGGGAGAACAGCCAAAUUUUUUGAACAUUCUGUGUCGUCAGCAGGUGUGCCUGGAGCGGGUCCUGUGCUCUGAAUUGGGCAUCACUGGCACUGCACAAGUCCUCAACUUGGCCUUUGAGAAAGAGGUCAUGGUGCACUACUCUUUCACCAACUGGAGGAGCAAAGGAGACUCAAAGGCAAGCUGGGUGUCCUCUGUUGUUAGGAACCGAAUGGCCGGCGAGCCAGACUCAGAUAUUUUUCGUUUCCGCCUGCCAGUUCCACCCUUCAUCCUGCAGCCUGGAGCCCUCCUGGAGUUUGCCAUUUGCUUCCAAGUGGGGGGCUCUGAAUUCUGGGACAACAAUAAUGGACAAAACUACAAGCUGACCUGCCACAGCUACAAACUAACCGUCCCCAGGGAGUGUGAGGAUAGCAUGGUGCACUUCAUAUGACUGGCCACUAGGUGCUGUCAAGCACAAAUUUCCUCAGAUAUCACUGAAUAAAUGAGCUAGAUGACACUUUUCCAUAUCUACUGUACGUGUACCUGGACUGUACAUGUCCUUCAACAUGAACUUGCUGUGCAGAAAGCAACAUAUGCACUUUUUGUGAAAAUAUUUUGAUUUUUACAGGCAGUUUCUUAACCAUCUCUCAGCUGUUUCUUUUUCUUUGUGGAAAAAAAUGGCUUUUGCAAUUUAGAUUAUAAUUCAGUAUUAUUUUGAUAUUGAUCAGACUGCUUCUCAAUCUGUUGCUAAAAUGAAAAGUUGGUUUUAAAUUCUGGAACUUUAUAUAAUUCCAUUUUAGAUUUUGUACUGUCACUGAAAAUCUCAGCUUUUCUCUUAAGUAAAUCUAUGUAAAUACUUAAAAAAUCAAAUUAAUUUGCAACUAUACACAUCAAUAUACUUACAUUUGAAGCAUGUCACUUCUGUGAGCUGCUGCAGUGAUUUAUAGUUAGGUUUUUAAAAAGAAAGUUUUAUAUGUUUUGUAAAAUAACAUGAUUGACUGUAUUAGGCCUAUUCUAAAUGGUCAAGUACCAUACAUCAUGUAUAAUUCCCCAUCACACACAGACAUGGAAUGGUAUAUAGUGUAAUGCCCUUGUGUGUUCUACUCUAGCACAGUACUUUGGGAGGAGAAUAUGGUGAAAUGCAAGAAUCUGAAACUCUAAUUACAAUUCUGAUUGUUGUUUGCUUGGUAAAUGUGUUAGAUUUUGGUCCAGUAACACUUUCAGAGUAAAUUAAAUCUGUCUCUUACAAAAGCAUAAUUCUUAAACAUUUAUGUUUGCUGUACUGGUUUGGAAUUAUAGACUUAGGCCUACUAUUUAAUAGAUGCCAUUCUGUUGCUUUUGCAGACGCUUUUUCUCUAAAUGGCACCCAUUAAACAUGUUUUUGUUAGUG